GUGAGGGAUACAGCGUCGUCGGUCGAACAUACUGAACAACGGCGAGGCUCUUUCAGCUACCCGGUUCUGCUACCAUCGUAGCGACAGAAGCACCACACUUGGCACGCUUCCUUGUGGUGCUAUAUAAGCAUUGAGCAGUUCCACCGUCCUGAUCAGCUCCGUUACGUGCGCCUCCUUCCCGUCUCUCCUUCAUCGCCAUGUUGGCGCUCGUUCUUUCUUUCACGUACGGCUUUUUGGCCUCUGCGCCUGCUGCUCUCGCGCUAGGGACGGCAUGCUCUUCUGCCCUCACCAGCGGAACCGCUGCCCCCACGGAUCCUUAUUGGAUGCAAAGCAUCAAGCACCAAGGUAGUUCAGCCUUCAACCCGGAUCCUGGUUCCUACCCCGUCCUCCGUAACGUGAAGGACUACGGCGCGGUUGGCGACGGUAAUGCAGAUGACACCGAUGCCAUUAACUGUGGCAACGGGACUUGCCCAUCGUCCACCGUCACACCCGCGGUUGUUUACUUCCCUCAGGGUACCUACAAGGUAUCGGCCCCGCUCAACUUGACAUAUUAUACGCAGAUGAUCGGUGAUGCGAAGGUACCACCCACCCUGCUGGCCUCGUCGGAUUUCGCGGGAUUGGCGGUCAUCGGUAAGUCAAGCACUCGCAAUGUCUCGAGUUGGUACGGCGCCACGAACAACUUCUACCGUGCCGUGCGCAACUUCGUCAUUGACCUGACCAAUACCCCGUCGAGCGCCACCUCGACCGGCAUCCACUGGCAGGUCUCGCAGGCCACGUCGCUUCACAAUGUCGUCUUCGAGAUGAGCACCGCGAACGACACGGCGCACCAGGGUGUUUUCAUGGAGAGCGGUAGUGGAGGCAAGAUGGGAGACUUGGUCUUCAACGGAGGCAAGUAUGCUAUGUGGCUGGGCAACCAACAAUUCACUGUUCGCAACGUGACUAUGAACAACUGCAAGACCGCUGUCUACAUGGCCUGGAACUGGGACUGGACAUUCCAGGAUGUGACGAUCAACGGCUGUGAAGUUGGCUUCGACGUGACGACCGGUGGUGUGUCCAAGGCUAUGCAAACCGCCGGGGCGAUGGCAAUCAUCGACGCUACCGCGUCCGAUACGCCUAUCUUCUACCGGACCUCCCAAGCCUCCAACGGCACACUCGCCGGAUCCGUUGUCCUCAACAACAUUGUGCUGAACAACGUGCCCUCGGCCGUCAGCGUCCUCAACGGCGCCGAGGUGCUCCCAGGUGGCACGACGACGAUCAACAGCUGGGGCCAGGGUAACGUAUUCUCCGGCACGGGCGGUUCCGCGACAUUCACGGCGGGAGAUAUCACUGGUCCAUCCAAGGCGAGCAGCCUCAUGGCGGGCGACAAGAUCUUUGGGCGGACGAUACCGCAGUAUGAGGACUACGCUGUGGAUCAGUUCCUGUAUUCGACAAGGUAUGGAGACCUUCCGGGUGUGCAUCGCACCGUACCGGUCUCCUACUACUCCGGCUGCUCCAUCAUCUACUUCGACGCCGGAACCUAUGUCGUCACCAGCACUCUUCAGAUCCCCGCGGGCACGCAGAUGGUCGGCGAGGCAUGGGCAGCCAUCAUGGGAUCUGGUUCGGCCUUCGAGGACCAGACCAACCCCUUACCUGUCGUCCAAGUCGGCGCACCAGGAUCGUCAGGCAUCAUGGAAAUCUCGAACAUGGUUUUCACCACGAAAGGACCUGCCGCCGGUGCGAUCGUCGUCGAGUGGAAUGUGAACUCACCCGCUCAAGGCGGCGCUGGCAUGUGGGACAGCUACAUCCGUCUGGGAGGUGCUGCAGGCACGGAUAUGCAGGUGUCGCAGUGCGGCGGCAUGGAGAUGUAUUCGCCGUCUUGUUUCGCGGCCUUCCUCGGCUUGCACUUGACUCCCAGCUCGAAUGCAUACAUCGAGGGCACUUGGGUUUGGCUCGCAGACCAUGAUCUUGACGACGUCUCUCAGAGCAACGUGACUCUUUACAGUGGCAGGGGUAUCUUGUCAGAGUCUGCAGGACCUGUCUGGAUGAUUGGCACGGCUGAGCACCACGUCCUGUAUCAGUAUAACCUCGCCGGGGCGCAGGACCACUACAUCGGAGUGAUGCAGUCGGAGUCUCCCUAUUUCCAACCUCUACCAGUUCCCCCGCUCCCGUUCUCUAUCAACGGCACCUACAAGGACCCCAGCUCCCCCCUGGACUUGACCGCUGCGUGGGGCCUCUCCAUUCAGUCGUCGACAGACAUCACUGUCUUCGGCGCCGGCCUCUACAGCUUCUUCCAGGACUACAACCAGAUCUGCCUCGAUACGACUACCUGCCAGACGCAGAUCGUCAACGUGGACUCAUCGUCCACGGGGAUUAGCGUUUACAGUCUAUCGACUGUCGGUGUCGUCAACUCGCUGAGUGUCGUCAGCGCGCCUGUCAUCGCAGCUAUCGGAAACGUUGACGGUAUUCAGAACACGAUCACGGCCUGGACACAGUGA
Molecule: messenger RNA, 2474 nt
Organism: Fomitopsis serialis
Lineage: Eukaryota; Fungi; Basidiomycota; Agaricomycetes; Polyporales; Fomitopsidaceae
Product: glycoside hydrolase family 55 protein
Exons: 15
Coding region: 198-2474 (758 amino acids)
Molecular function (GO): polygalacturonase activity
Source: RefSeq, a predicted model, not a curated record